Arabidopsis arenosa is the source of this 4257-nucleotide messenger RNA. NCBI's taxonomy places the organism in Eukaryota, Viridiplantae, Streptophyta, Magnoliopsida, Brassicales, Brassicaceae. The record is from the annotation of a GenBank genome assembly.
ACAAUUCCCAAUUUUUUUUGUGUGUUAGAAAAAUCUUCUUCUGAUUCAAAGUCAAUUGAUUGUGUAAAAUCUGGGGUUUUGUUUUGAUUCAAAUCCAAGUUUCGAUCUUCGAUUUCUCCACCCUAAUAAAACCCUAAUUUUUCUAUUUUAAAGAAAAAAAUGGUGGAUUCGGGUUUUCCUCCCAAGAUGUAUUCGGGUGUUCAAUUCGCUCUCGUUGGAUUCAAUCCCAUCCAUGGAAACUCGUUACGGUCGAAGCUUGUGAGUAAUGGUGGUGUUGAAGUUGGCCAAUACUCUCAAUCCUGUACUCACCUCAUCGUAGAUAAGCUUGUCUAUGAUGAUCCGAUUUGCGUUGCUGCUCGAAACAGCGGGAAGGUGGUUGUCACUGGGUCAUGGGUUGAUCACACCUUCGUCAUUGGAAUGCUUGUUAAUGCAAAUUCGUUAUUGUUUAGGCCUCUUAGAGAUUUGAAUGGGAUUCCAGGGUCCAAAACCUUAGUUGUGUGCUUGACUGGCUACCAAGGUCAAGAUAGAGAAGACAUUAUGACAAUGGUUGGUUUGAUCGGUGGGCAGUUCUCAAAGCCGUUGGUUGCUAACCGAGUCACCCAUCUUAUAUGCUACAAGUUUGAGGGAGAAAAGUAUGAGCUAGCCAAGCGGAUUAAGAGGAUUAAACUUGUGAACCACCGCUGGUUAGAGGACUGCUUAAAGAAUUGGAAGCUCCUUCCUGAAGUUGAUUACGAGAUAAGUGGCUAUGAGUUGGAUUUAAUGGAGGCUUCAGCUAGGGAUUCUGAGGACGAAGCAGAAGAUGCUUCUGUGAAGCGUGCAAACAACAGCCCUCUUGGUCUUAGGGUCGGUGUCGUGGCUGCAGUUGAUAUGUCUAAGCCGGGAGGAAAAGAUAUCCCUCUUGUUCGAACAAAUUCAGGCGCACAGGAAGGUUCAUCAUUAUGUAAUACGUCCAAAGACAAUUGGGUAACUCCUAAAAAGACGGACAGACCUUUUGAAGCCAUGGUCUCUACUGAUCCUCAGCAACAUAAUUACCAGAGAGAAAGCACAUUUCAGGAUACUUCCAAUUAUGUGUCCCCCGUUAGGGUUGCAAACAAGACUCCUGAGCAAGGGAUAAGCAUAAUGGAGACUGAUGGCUCGACGUCUAUUAACAGGAGUAUCAGAAGGCAUUCUUCUCUAGCCACUUAUUCAAGGAAAACACUUCAGAGAUCGCCAGAGACAGAUACUUUGGGAAAAGAGUCAAGUGGCCAAAACGGUACCCUGAGAAUGGAUGACAAGGGCCUAAAAGCUUCGACUGCCUUUAAUAUCUCUGCAUCAAAAUCUGGUUCUUCCGUUGAAAGAACAUCACUCUUUGACGAUCUUGACAAGAUUGAUAUGUUGCAUGGGGAGGAGUUCCCUCCGAUGAUGCCACAGCCGAAAUUUACAGAUGGAUCUGUCAGUAGGAAAGAUUCACAGAAAGUACACAACAGUGAGACAAGUAUUCCACCACCGACCAGUUUGUUAUUGCAGGAAUUAAGACCAAGUUCGCCUAACGAAAACCUUAGGCCUGUGAUGAGCAUUAGUGAUCCAACUGAAAGUGAGGAAACUGGCCAUAAAUCACCCGCGAGUGAGUUAAACACUAAACUGUUGAGCUCAAAUGUGGUACCCGUGGUUGAUGCCCUUUCAACUGCAGAGAAUAUCAUUUCAAAUUGUGCACGGGAUGAAAUACCGGAGAGAUCAUGGACUGAGACAAUGACAGGAAAUGUCUUAUUGCAGGAACCAAGAUCAGGCUCACCUAAGCAAAACCUUAGGGUUGUGCCAAACCUCAGUGACCACACCGAAAGCAGGGAAGCUGCACAUAAGUUGGAUCUGAGUGAUUCAGCAGCUAGGUUGUUCAAUUCAGGUGUUGUUCCCAUGGAAGCUGAUAUUAGGACUCCAGAAAAUUCUACUAUGAAGGGUGCAUUGGAUGAAGUACCUGAAAUAUCUGUAACUGAGCCUGUGAUGAGGAGAUCUAGCACCUCUCCUGGGUCGGGUUUAAUCGGAAUGAAAGACAAGCAAGAAACAGAGCUGCCCAAGAAGAAAGCAGCUCCAAAAAAGAGCCUGGGCACCAGAGGCAGGAAAAAGAACCCCAUUAACCAAAAGGGAUCGAUAUACUUGAGCGAACCUACCCCAAAGGACGAGCGCAAUGAUUGUCUAAACAAAGGAAAAGUUUCAGCGCCAGUAACAGGUAAUAGCAAUCAGAAGGAGAUAUCAAGCCCUGUCCUUAAUACUGAGGUCGUACCAGAAAUGGCAAAACAUAUUGACUCAGAGACUGAAGCCCUCCAGGGAAUCGACUCUGUAGAUAAUAAAUCUUUAGCGCCAGAGGAGAAAGACCAUCUUGUGUUGGAUCUGAUGGUGAACCAAGAUAAGCUGCAGGCUAAGACCCCAGAGCAAGCUGAUGCAGAGGUGGAAAUUACGGUGCUAGAACGGGAGCUUAAUGAUGUUCCAACUGAAGAUCCAAGUGAGGGUGCAUUACAAUUAGAAGUUGAUAAGAAUACAAGUAAACGCAAAAGGGAGGCUGCUGUAGGUAAAGAUAGCCUUCAAAGUGGGAAGAAAGGAAGUUCUUCUACAGGCAAAGUAGGAAAAUCCAGUGUCAAGAAGACCAAAAAAUCUAGAAAAGAACAUGAUACCAAAGCAAACAGUACUCUGACGAAAGAUAUAGGGGAUAAAUCUGCGGAUGGGAAGGAGACCUUAGCAUUUGAACAUAAAACUGUGAAGGUCAGUUCUGGUGGAGACCAAAGCCCUGUUGCGGGAGAAACAUUAGCAAGAAAGGAAGCUGCCCCUAAAGAUCCAAGCGAUGCUGCAGUGCAAUUAGAGGUUGAUACAAAUAAAGUUAAACGCAGAAAGCAGGCCACUGUAGAAGAAAAUUGGCUUCAAACACCUACUGUCAAAAAGGCGAAAAUUUCUAAAAAAGAAGAUGGCGCCAAAGCAAAGAAUACUGUUAUGAAAGAUAUAUGGAUUCACUCUGCAGAAGCGAAAGAGAAUGUAGCAGUAGAUGAGAAAUCUGGAGAUGUCAGUUCUGAUGGAGCUCAAAGCCUGGUUGCGGGGAAAUCGUUAGCUAAAAAAGAGGCUGCAGCUAAGGAUCCAGGUAAUGCUGCGAUGCAAUUAGAGUUUGAUAAUAAUAAAUGUAAACACGGAAAUGAGGGAAUUGUAGAAAGAAGUAGCCUUCAAAGUGGAAAGAAAGGAAGGACUUCGACAGUUGAAGUAGGGAAAUCCAGUGUCCAGAAGACUAUAAAAUCUAAAAAACGAAGUGGCGCCAAAGCAACCGACACUGUGAUGAAAGAUAUAGGGGAUAACUCUGCAAAAGAGAAGGAGAACAUUGCAGUGGAUAAUAAAUCUAGAAAGGUGGGUUCUGGUGGAGACCAAAGCCCGGUUUCAGGAAAACCAUUAGCAAAAAAGAAAGUUGCAAAGUCAGCUAAAACAGGUACAAAGGCGGAUAAAGAGUCUAAGCAGCUCAGGGUUAAUCCCUUGGCUAGUAGAAAAGUCUUACAGGACCAAGAACAUGAGCCGAAGUUUUUUAUUGUCAGUGGUCCUAGGUCCCAGAGAAACGAAUACCAGCAGAUCAUUAAGCGUUUAAAAGGAAAAUGUUGCCGGGAUUCUCAUCAGUGGUCUUAUCAAGCAACACAUUUCAUUGCUCCUGAAAUCCGUAGGACCGAAAAGUUUUUCGCUGCUGCUGCAUCUGGAAGUUGGAUUCUGAAGACUGACUAUGUGGCUGAUUCAAAGGAAGCUGGGAAACUAUUACAAGAGGAGCCUUAUGAAUGGCACAGUACUGGUCUUAGUGCUGAUGGUGCGAUAAACCUCGAGUCCCCAAGGAAAUGGCGGCUCGUCAGGGAGCAAACAGGACAUGGUGCUUUAUAUGGACUGCGCAUUGUUGUAUACGGUGACUGCACCAUCCCUUCUUUGGAUACACUAAAGCGAGCCGUGAAAGCUGGGGAUGGUACUAUACUAGCAACGGCGCCUCCUUACACGCGUUUCUUGAAUCAGAACACGGAUUUCGCGUUGAUAAGCCCUGGGAUGCCGCGGGACGAUGUCUGGAUCCAAGAGUUUAUACGCCACGAAAUCCCGUGUGUCCUCUCCGAUUACCUGGUGGAGUACGUUUGUAAACCCGGAUAUGCACUUGACAAGCAUGUGCUCUACAACACGAACUCAUGGGCAGAAAGGUCGUUUAACAAGAUGCAGCGUUGAGCAGAUGUGUGUGUGUACCAUUAACUUAAAGUAGAUGAAUAAAUUUCCAAAAUUAUC